Molecule: messenger RNA, 937 nt
Organism: Sinocyclocheilus grahami
Lineage: Eukaryota; Metazoa; Chordata; Actinopteri; Cypriniformes; Cyprinidae
Product: mitochondrial amidoxime-reducing component 1-like
Exons: 6
Coding region: 92-937 (281 amino acids)
Biological process (GO): nitrate metabolic process
Cellular component (GO): mitochondrial inner membrane
Molecular function (GO): molybdopterin cofactor binding; molybdenum ion binding; pyridoxal phosphate binding
Source: RefSeq, a predicted model, not a curated record
CGCCUUUUCAUUGGCUGCAAUAUAAACAGUCCAUCAGAGUGCUUUAAACGUUUCAGUAUUACAGCUUAGAUAUUAUUGCCGAGAACUAAGUAUGGAUUUCAAAGGGGUGCUUGUGAAAAUCUUCACCCGAAAUCGGGAAGUAGUAUUAUGCGCUGCAGGCACAGCAGUUGCUCUGCUUGGACUCGGUCUUGUAUAUAAAUAUAACGUUAGGCGUCCAGAGAAGAAGUUCACUCGAGUGGGAGUUGUUACUCAACUGCUGCUUCAUCCUAUGAAGUCCGGGAAAGCAGUGUUGGUGGAGACAGCAGAAUGUCUGCGAAUGGGGCUGAAAUAUGGCGAACUGCGGGAUCGGCACUGGCUGGUCAUCACGGAGGACGGACACAUGGUGACGGGCAGACAGCAGCCUCGUCUGGUGCUGGUGUCUUUGAGCUGUGAAGGCGGCCAGCUGUGUCUCAAUGGACCGCAGAUGGAGGAGUUGAGGGUUCCUCUUCAGCAGUCCAAUAAUGCAGUUGUGGACUGCAGAGUCUUUAGUAUAGACGUUCAGGGCAGGGACUGUGGGGAUGAUGUGUCUAACUGGCUUACACGAUACCUGGAAUCUGACAAGACUGUUCGUCUGGUGCAUUAUGAACCUCAUCUGAAGGCCCAAAGGCCCUCUGAGAAAGAGCCCCUCUUUCCUAAGGAUGAAAAGGUGGCCUAUCCUGAUGCUGCUCCCAUCAUGCUAAUGUCAGAGGCCUCUGUUAGGGACCUGAAUACCCGGUUGAAUAAAGAUGUUUCUGUCUUUCAAUUUCGUCCCAGUAUUGUUGUCAAUGACUGUGAGGCCUUCACGGAGGACACAUGGGAUCAUAUUGAGAUUGGCCAAGUGGAGUUGAAGAGAGUCGUUGGCUGUGGAAGAUGCCUUUUUACCACUGUUGACCCUGAGACUGGAAUCAUCACUAGUUAA